Molecule: messenger RNA, 3145 nt
Organism: Marchantia polymorpha subsp. ruderalis
Lineage: Eukaryota; Viridiplantae; Streptophyta; Marchantiopsida; Marchantiales; Marchantiaceae
Source: the annotation of a GenBank genome assembly
GUAUUACGAAUAUGUGGCCAGUCAGGAGUGUGUUCUCUCAUUAGAUUACGAAUGUGUGGCCAGUGAGGAGUGAUGGGAGGUACGACAUUCAAGUGACGAAAUUCAUUCCAAAUGACGUCAAAUCAUCACCUGCGCUUGAAUAGGACCUUCGAGAGAUUCAGCUAAAGUUAGGACAAGUUGGAAUGAGUUCACAGACGGAGAGUUCCGGCGUAGGUCCAAAAUAGAUGAACUUACGUGAUGCCCACUCUGGCGAAUCUGCAGUUUCAGAACCUCGCAUCGAACUCGGAGCCAGGUCUCAGCUGAGUCCUUCACGGAUUCAGUGGGAUGGGGACGAACAUGUGCAAAUAUCUCGAAGAGUAACGAGCCCGGAAGGCGACGAGAACACGGCAGGGAGACUGGGCCUACACUCGGACACGAUCGGACCUGCACUCUCGUUUGUCUGAGCAAUCGUCGAGACAAGCGAUCGGGGCCUUGUGUCAGGUGUCAGGUGUCAGGUGUCAGACAGUUGAAUCAGAACGAGGACUCGAAGGCCAGGGGGGUGUAGAGGAGUCCAGGUCGAUUUGUGUUGCGGGGGGAGGGUUGCUUUCGAAGGACAAGAGCGAAAGUGACGUAAUUAAUAGCAGCUCGUGAAUGCACGGAUUGUUUGGUUUGUACGAGUGGGGAAGUGAAAUCGUGGCAGAAAUCGAGAGGCCCACAGAGUGCUGUCACCACCGAUCGAGCGCCAUGGAGCAAGGGGCGAAAGAGAAACGGGAUCUUCCUCUAGGCCUCAGAGACUGCAGAGCCGGACCGAAGCCGCACGUCUGGCUGAUGCCUUAUUGCAUACCCAGCCAUGCCAACGCUUUCUAUCACUUGGGCAGGCUACUCGCUUCGCAGGGAGUGACGGUGACCCUCCUCGCGGCGGCCAGCGAGAUUGAACGACUUCUCGAGCUCGAGAGUAGACUGCCGGUCUCCUCGAGACGAGAUGGACUGGAUUUCCAUCUGAAACCCGUGAGUGACACCGAAGUGACCUUCGGUGAUGGUAUCGUGGACCUGGAGAUUCGAAUCAAGUACUACAUGCGAACUGAAGCCGACUUUUCAGCAGUUUUGAAGGCCAGCGUGGAGCAUGGAUCGCCUCCGACAUGCAUUCUUGCAGAUUUCUGGCUCACAAAAACACUGGAGACGGCUUCUCAGUGCGGAAUUCCAGCUUUCAUCUACUCGUUGUUCUCAGCUAGUCUCCUCUCGGCUGUCAUUUACGUCCAGCGACUCGAAUCCGCAGGCAUUCUGAAGCUGCCAGGAUAUGAGAGUGCAGAGAGCUGGGAGGAGUUAAUCAGUCUUCCAGGUCUGUCAAUGACCCGCAUUGCCGACCUUCCGGAGCCGUAUUUGGCAGACCAUCACAUGCGUGACAUGACUAUGGACCACGGAACUUAUUUACAAAAGGCUGAGGUCAUCGUCUUCAGCAACUGCAGAGCCAUGGAAGGUGGGCCUUUCCGCGAGUUCCAAAGGAUCCUGAAGGCUUCGCCUCACCGAAAGAGCACGAAGAUGCCAGAGAUCUUCCAUGUGGGACCAACUUUUCUGGAACAUUAUUCCCUGGGCCCUGGAUCCAAAGAGAAAGAAAUUGGGGAUCAGGAAAGACAUCCCAUCCUGAAAUUUCUCGACACUCAUUCUACCGACUCGGUGAUCUUCGUGGCCUUCGGUCUUGUGUCUACUUUAAAACAAGAACAGAUCCUGGAGAUUGCCUAUGGACUGCAGAACAGUGAGCAGCCAUUUGUGUGCGUACUGAAUCCUCCCUCGAGACUCCCAGGCUCAGACUUCAUCGAUCUAUUCUCAGUAAUACCUCCCGACUGCAUUGCUCAAACAAAGGGGCGAGGUUUGUUUGUGAAAUUCGCACCUCAACUGCAAGUUCUUGCGCAUCCAUCAGUCGGAGGAUUCCUGAGCCACUGCGGCCAAAACUCCAUCAUGGAAAGCCUCUACAUGGGAGUUCCUAUAUUGGCGUGGCCUAUAUUCAUGGACCAGCCCAUCAAUUCCAGGUGGUUGGUAAGUGAGGCACAAGCCGGCCUGGAAAUUUCAAGAGAACGCGCUCAAGUUGUGGACAGAAAAGAAGUGGAAAGAGGAGUGAGGGCCUUAUUCCAAGGCGAUGAAGGCAGAUCAGCAAGAAAGAAAGCUUUGGAGAUGAAACAAGUGAUCCGAGAAGCUGUUGGAGAAAACGGAUCCUCUGUAAGGGAUUUGGAGGCGCUUGUCGCUCUCAUCAAAGGCUUGUAAAUCCAUAGAGCACGACUCAGAUGAGGAAUGUAAGGAAGCUGGAUCGAAGUGUCCUCUAUAGUCGCGAGGCGGACUCAUGAAGCUUGGAUCAAAGAAUUGAUCUCUCCUGCAACUUACUGGAAAGGCUAAUCAUACGAAAGUCAUAUCUCAUAAUCAUAAUCUCUUGCGGGUUUCCAAUGGAAACCCGCUUAGCAAGAGAUCAUAUCUCCAACAGAAAUGCAAAUAAUUGGAUAUCUCUAUGUAACAAACCAGUAACAAUAUAUAUGAGUCCGUCUCAGAUCUUCGCAGCAGAGUAGAAAAAUCUCGAGAGAUAUUUCUUUCAUGGGUUGUGCGAGGUGUCACCCACAUACAUUACAAGAGGUAAAGUUUCGUCAUAUCCAAUCGGUUAACUCUUGAAGUGAUAUGAAUACAAGCGUACCAACAAAGUGAUCAUCACUUCAUUAGGUAGUUUCCCUUGUUGGCAAUGUACUAAGAGUCACAGCACACGCAAAGAAACCGCUUUGGCUGUAUGCAAUUUCGUAGACAUUAAGUCCAUGAAAACUAUUUACAAUACGAAACUCUGAGUCCCUGGUCCAGUCAAUAAGUCGCCAUCAAUGCAUUCUCCUCCACUGUACUUGUACCUCAUACUUCAAUAAGCACGAAGGCCGAAGUUUACAGCAAGAGUGAACAUGUCCGGCUAUAUGUACUGUAGAUAUACAUUUCAGUCUAUGCAAGUGGACUCUUACCGCCCAUCAUAGCCGUGGUGCCAUGGAGGUUACAUGGCCAUCCUUCAUUGGCCUCUCUUUGUUAGAAUAUAUUUCAGUAAUGUAGUUUGUAUUUAACAAACAUGAUUUAGAUCAAUGUAUUAAUAUUUUCUUGAAAUAUUUUUCAAAUAUUUCACUUCCAAGCUUUUUAAAAAUUUCACCUU